Molecule: messenger RNA, 651 nt
Organism: Chionomys nivalis (European snow vole)
Lineage: Eukaryota; Metazoa; Chordata; Mammalia; Rodentia; Cricetidae
Gene: Nmu
Product: neuromedin U
Exons: 10
Coding region: 1-519 (172 amino acids)
Biological process (GO): regulation of smooth muscle contraction
Molecular function (GO): neuromedin U receptor binding
Source: RefSeq, a predicted model, not a curated record
AUGUCGCGAGCAGCGGAUAGCCGCCUAGGGCUGUCUGGGGGACAAGUGGUCUCUGCAUCCCCCCUCCUGUCACUGCUGCUGCUCCUCGCCUGCUUCGGGGACUCCUGCAGAGGUGCUCCAAUAUCACCUCAAAGAUUACAGCCAGAGCAAGAACUACAAUUGUGGAAUAAGGUGCAUGAAGCUUGUUCAUCCUUUCUGUCUAUUGACUCCCAAGCUGAGGCAUCCGCUGCACUGAGGGAGUUCUGCCGUGUGGUGACGGAGAUCCGCCAGAAGCCUCUGGAACAAAAUGAGAAAGAUAAUACUAAGAGGUUCUUAUUUCAUUAUUCAAAGACAGAGAAGUCGGGAAACUCAAAUAUUGUGUCGUCCGUCGUGCAUCCGUUGCUGCAGCUCGUUCCUCAACUCCAUGAGAGAAGAAUGAAGAGAUUCAAGGAAGAAUUCCGGAGUCCUUUUGCUGGUCAAAGUAGGGGAUACUUUUUAUUCAGGCCACGCAAUGGGAAGAGGUCAACAGGUUUCAUUUAAAAUGAUGUCGACUGAUUUUCCAUUGAAACAGUGCGAUAAGAUAUAUAAUAUACUUACAUUUUGUUUUAAAAAAUGAUUCCUCCUAAAUUUACUCUGUGGCAAACCCCUGUGUUGUAACAUUCUCUGUGACAG